This is a messenger RNA of Hymenoscyphus albidus, 1876 nucleotides long. The record is from the annotation of a GenBank genome assembly. NCBI's taxonomy places the organism in Eukaryota, Fungi, Ascomycota, Leotiomycetes, Helotiales, Helotiaceae.
GCAGACGUAAGCUGUGAGAGCUGGAGCUGCGACCAGAUCCAAAGACAUUUCCCGUACUCCAGUACAAAUCCCAACAACACCACGUCCCUCGGCCCAGGACUUCCCAAUCAAGGCCCGAUAUAUUCUUCGGCUGGACGUCUGCCUUGUGUAUCUCUCGCUUUCUUCAAAAUGAGGCCAUUGGCGAUUGCAACGGCGGUUCUUUCCUUUACAUCUUCAGUCUUCUGCUCGGAUAACAGCAAUCUGACGAAACCACUUACCUCGAAGAUUAUCCUCCCUUCGAAUUUCAAGCCCGCGCAGAACUUCAAAAAUGCCAAUUUGGUGCACAUAAUCAACCUCGAGAAGAGCUAUCCAAAAGAGUCAAUUAAUAUGUUAAUUGAGAAUAUCGCCAGCACAGCUCAGGAUGAGUACUUCAUCCCAUUCACAACGCAGCAGAUGGCCACAAUUGGAGGCUUGGAAGUAAAGGACAGAAAAGAUCCAGAAGCUGGACUCUUCCAGGUAGAUGCCGUGGAGUUUGAUCCCGAGAGGUACGAGUCUAUACUCCACUCCAUAACACGGCAUGGUUUGCUAAUUAUCCGGCAGUGACACCCAAUUCUACCGCAUACGUCUACCAACACCCCUAGAACCAAAGGCCCAACAAACUUUGGGAAUAUCCUUCUCCUACCUCUCCGCCUUGAACCCAUUGCCAGCCGCGAUUGCCCAGGCUGAUAAGCAAUUCUUGGUUUAUGAAUUUUCAGCAUACUGCCAAUCAGCAUAUGUAACGUUGAAACAGAAGACGGAGGUCAAAUUCUCAAACGCCAACAUUCCGGAAUACACUAUUGUUGGAGAGUCUCCGCAGAAGGCAGGAACCAAAUUUACAUAUGGCUCUUACGAAGAGUUGCCGGCAGGUGCUUAUGAGCCUGUCCGGGUUCGAUACGAAUUUACGAGUCCAUUGAUCCAUGUUUCUCUGCUGGAGCGGGAUAUUGAAGUUAGCCACUGGGGUGGAAAUAUUGCUUUCGAAGAACGGUACACCAUGACCAACAGGGCUGCGAAACUUUCCAACCCUUUUUCCAGGGUGGAAUGGGCUUCUGCGCAAUACUACAAUCCUGCUACUUCUGCGGUCAAGUCCUUAACCUUCCCAUUGCAGGUUGGAAGUUUGGAUCCAUAUUUCACAGAUGUUAUUGGAAACGUCUCUACCUCAAGAUUCAGAAGUAACAGGAGAGAGGCCAGCCUUGAAAUCAAGCCUAGAUACCCGGUCUUCGGAGGAUGGGAUUAUCCUUUCCGUGUAGGAUGGAGCGCAGACUUGAAAAAUUACUUGCGCACAUUGAAGAGCGGAACUGGUUACGUUCUCAACGUACCUUUCCUCGAAGGCCCAAAACAAAGAGAGGGAACGGAAUACGAGCGGGUUGAGUUGAGAGUUAUUCUCCCAGAAGGAGCAGAGUAUGCCCCCCACUUCCCGUAUCAAUCCCACACCAGCACUAACAAAAUUUAGGAACGUCCAAUACCACACCAGUAUCCCAUUGGUCAGCACAUCCGCUCAACUCCACCGUACAUUCAUGGACACAACCGGUCGCACAGCCCUCACUCUUACCGCCAUCAACAUUGUCGAUGAAUUCCGGGAUCGUGAAUUGAUCAUCACAUACGAUUACCCUUUCCUAGCCGGCUUCCGAAAACCAAUCGUUAUCUUCGCAAGCAUGUUGAGUUUGUUUUUCGCGGCGUGGGCAAUUGGAUCGGUGGAUGUUUCUAUCAAAGGAAAGAAAAGGUCGUAGAUGUUGGGACUGAUUUAGCUGGGUUUAUGGGUUUUUUGGCCGGCAAAAUGUUUGCUUGUAGCAUGUAUAUUACAGACUUGACCGGGACCUAGGUAAUUGUAGAAUAUUAAAAGUUGGAUUCUUGAAAUGGG